Gadus chalcogrammus (walleye pollock) is the source of this 3871-nucleotide messenger RNA. RefSeq names its product oxidative stress induced growth inhibitor family member 2 (gene osgin2). The record is from RefSeq and is a predicted model, not a curated record. The transcript has 7 exons. Bases 202 to 1875 code for a protein of 557 amino acids. NCBI's taxonomy places the organism in Eukaryota, Metazoa, Chordata, Actinopteri, Gadiformes, Gadidae.
CUGCAUAUUUAUACCGUUAGGAACACAACCAACGCGGCCGUCAUUAAGAGGAGCGACCGGGACGACGGAUAAAGCAAACCGCGAAAAGAGCACACCAGUUUCCAAAGGAACACAUCCCACCAUCGGUUGCCCUACAGGUCCUAUAUAACGAUAGACUCUGGGAAACAGAGAGCAGUAGCGGCGCUGGCCCUGACUGCCGCCAUGCCUCUUUUGGAAGAAACGUCGGUGCCAAAGGGUCAACCCCCCACCCUCCCUGUAGUCGUCAUAGGCAAUGGGCCGUCAGGUAUCUGUCUAUCCUACCUGCUGAGUGGCUACAAACCCUACUUAGAGACCGGGGCAGUGCAUCCUAACCCCAUAUUAUACCAAAAGCUACAGCAGGCCAAGCACCUCCCCAUCACUGAACAGGAUCUUGAGUAUUUGAGUGAAGGCCUGGAGGGGAGGUCAGGGAACCCUGUGGCGGUGUUGUUUGACACCCUCAUGCACCCCAACGCAGACUUUGGCUAUGAACUCCCCCCAGUCGUUCAGUGGAAACGGGACAAGCAGCAGCAGAUCCCACACCUGGUUCUGGGCAGUGCAACACCUGGAGGGGCCUGGCAUGCGAUGGAAGGAUCCAUGUUGACUAUUAGUCUUGGCAUCUGGAUGGAGCUCCCUGGGGUGAACUAUAGAGACCUGACCAAUGGAAAACGCAGGGUUGUCACCAAUGACAGAGCCACCCCAGAGGAGAUCUCGUCCUACUACCGUAAUUAUGUGAAACUCAUGGGACUGCAGAAGAACUUCAUUGACAACACAUAUGUGACCUCUGUACAGAAACUCUGCCGGGGCCACAAGACGCAGGCUGUGGCAAAGGAGGGUUCGGAGCAAGAGAGUGGAGGGGUUGGUAACGGUGAGAAUGAAGCGUUUGAUGGAAAUGGAGUUGAGUGUGAAGAUAGUGGGGGAGGGGGCACGCUCUGGGAAGUGAGGGGGUACCAGAGGUUGCAGAAGGACAGCCAUGUCCCUUUCUGCUUGUUUGCAGAGAAUGUUGUUCUGGCCACCGGCGCAUCAGAUUUCCCUGCUCGACUUGUCGUAGAGGGGGAGGAACUUCCCUUUGUACUUCACAGCAUUUCUGACCUGGGGUUGGCUGUGAGCCAGGGAAAACUGGAUUCAACCUCUGAUCCAGUUUUGAUUGUAGGCGCUGGUCUUAGUGCUGCUGACGCAGUGCUAUGCGCUUGCAGUGCUAACAUUCCUGUCUUACACGUCUUUCGUAAAAACAUUGACAACCCUGACCUAAUCUUCAAACAGCUGCCAAAGACUUUGUACCCAGAAUAUCACAAGGUCUAUAACAUGAUGUGCUCCCGACUUCACACGACAAGCAUGGCUGCUCCCUCUGUCUCUAAUGGACCACAGGUAGCGAGUGUUGCCUCCUCAAUGUGUGCCAAAAUAUGCUCAAAGCCCCCACAGGCCGUAGUUAACAUGUCUACCAACGGUGACAGCAAUCUCUCCCCUGACUACACUAGUUUCCCAGAGCACUGUGUGGUUUCCUUUCAGCCCGACAGGAAGUGUGUACUUCAGGGGAACAACUCCUUGAAAGCGUUCAAGAUCUCCAUGGCUCUGGUUCUGAUCGGGACAAACCCCAACCUGUGUUUCCUCAAGGGCCAGGGCCAGUACCUGGGUAUUGACCCCACAAAGCCCAUCUCUUGCAAGCAGAACCCCAUUGACAUCAAUCCCUUCAACUUUGAAUGCACCAAGGAACCGGGGUUGUUUGCGAUGGGCCCCCUGGUAGGAGACAACUUUGUUCGUUUUUUAAAGGGUGGAGCUUUAGGCAUAGCCUCCUGUUUAAUGAAGAGACUAAAGAAGAAUGAAAAGCUUAUCGGCGACGGGGUGAAAACAUUCAUCUAGAAUGUUAUUGUUGGUAGUGGCUUGUUGGCUGAAGAGCACACCUGAUAAAAGCUGUUACUAAUAGAGAUAAAUAAAGACAGUGAAGCUCAUCUCAAGUUAAUCCUAGUCAGUUUAUUACUAGAAAGGGCAGUACGAUUGUGAAAGGUAGGAAUAUGUAGGAUAUGUAGGAAAUAGUGUACCACUGUUCAGUUUGGAUCUGAUUCUUCUUUUCAAAACAUUUUCAACGUGUGUCUUUCAUUACCACCUAAGCCUCUCUUCUAUGUGUAAAUGAUGGACAGUGAUGCAUUACAUCAAAUAAGGGUGAUCUUUGUUUUGUCUUGGGGUCAAAUAUUAAGCCCAGAACAUAAUGCAUAAUGAGGAUGAAUAUUGUCUUGGAAGACUUGAAUGCUUAAAGACUGGCGUAGCCUUCAUCGACAGCAUUUGUGGGUGACUGCCGUACCGACAUGCAUGCACGCAUGCAUACUUGCAUGGCAUGUGCUGCACACACUCUUUAAUGCCCUUCUAUCAAUGCAAACAUGCGACAAACUAUUUGCCACAUUCGGCAGAAAACAAUCUCCAAACAAUUUCCACUAGCCUGUGGACUCUGAGCCUGUUACCCGCUGCUAUAUUUCCUUCAGUGUGACCUUAGUUUGGACAAGGACUUUUGAAAGUAACUGCCAAAUAUACGAUGGCAUCAAUAUUAAUAUUAUUUGACAAUUCUAUUGGUUAAUAUUAUAUUGGGAAAUAUUAUAUUGAAUAUUAAAUGCAGAUUAUUUGCUGUUGAUGGCAAGAAAACUACAACUGUGAAAUUCUAUAAUUUAAAAUGCAAUUAAAUCCAUUAAUGUUAGACAACCUGAGAAAAUUAGAAGAAAAGUUGCUCCUUGGCCUUGCUUUCCAAUCUGCUCUGCAUCUAGGGGGUUUAUAUUGAUAAUGGACUGAAUCAAACAACCACUUGAGCAGUACUGGUUUUAUGUAUUUAUGUUCUACGUUUGUUUGUUACACUGGCUGUAGCCUAGAGUUUCUAAAAUGGCCAGGGUAUAUCAAUACUCUAAUCCGUCAAACUAUAUUGUGUCAAAUACCUGAGCAUUAAUUUUGUAGCUUGCUUUUUUUACUGAAAUGCUCAAAAUGUUAGCCUGAUCUUCAUUAGUCUUAUGAUACUGAAAAGAAGCUGAUAAUAUCUGUGUCUACUAGAGGCAUACAAUAAGUCAGUGAGUGAGCUAGAAUAGGAAAGCAUCUCAAAAGCUAGAAUUGCAUAUUGUCUGAAACAGAAAAGGCUGCUUAGUCAGGCAGAAUGGGAAGGAAAUGAAGCAAGUCUCAACACAGUGUUUGAACAAAAAAGAUUACAUUUUCUUUUUCUUAAGAUGUUUAGUUGUCAAUGAUUUCAUUUCAAGCUUGUGUACUAAUUAUAUAUUCCCUCUGUAUAAGAGUUUGUGAAAUUGCCAUUAUCUCUAGGUUGUCUGGCUUGUUGUUGAGGUACCAAGGCCUCUAAGCCAGUCUAGACCCAGAUUCCCUUCCAGGUAGCUUCAUACAGGAGCAUCCCACUCAAGGCCCAGUGCCUCUUCACAAAUAAAACGGGCAAAAACAUUCAGCAGGUCUUGCAGUCUUGCUCAAGGGCAUUGGAGGAGGUUCUGUCCCCUUGGAAAACCAUAUUGCUACUACUACAGAAAAUUAGAUUAUUACCUCUCGAAUAUAUGUGCCAAAUUUUAGUUCCUUUCUCUGCUCCUAUGAACUUGCUGUGGAUGUGUGUAUGGACUUUCUCUGCAUCAACCAAUUGCACAAAAAACUUGUUUCUAGCAUUGUGCAAGUGCCUUAUAUGUUGGUUUAUCUAAUGAAAUAAGUUAAUACAUAAAUACAUCAAAAUAGAAAAGGAUAUUUGUUGGUAGUUAUGAAAUCAGGGCACUUGUUUGGCUUCUUGGUUUAGAAACAGGAAUAGUAGUUUUGUGCAUGCAAGCUUUGACUUCCUUUUCUAGUACAAACAAUAUGGAUUCUUGAUGUUUUAUAAACUGUAUUUUUUUAU